This is a messenger RNA of Rotaria socialis, 1053 nucleotides long. The record is from the annotation of a GenBank genome assembly. NCBI's taxonomy places the organism in Eukaryota, Metazoa, Rotifera, Eurotatoria, Philodinida, Philodinidae.
AUGUGUGUAUUGAACAAUACACUUAAUAAAAAUGUCACGAUGUCAAAUAUAAAUAUAUCAUUAUCAUUUAGAACAAAGAUUCAAUUAAUUACAUUUCAAAUGACCUAUUACGGACCAAUUAUUCUUUUAAUUAUUGGUAUUUUCGGUUGUUCAUGUAAUUUUUUAACAUUUACAUCUCGACGAUUACGAAAAAACUCUUGUGCUUUCUAUUUUCUCUGUUCAGCUAUAUUUGAAUUUUUAACAAUUUCAUUUGGACUUACAACUCGUUUAGCUGCUGAUCAUUUUCAUUGGAAUCUACAAAAUAAAAGUCGACUUUUCUGUAAAUUUCGUGCCUAUUAUGUUUCGACUGUGCCAUUAAUUGCUACUUAUUUAAUAUUAUUAUCCGCUCUUGAUCGAUGUAUGUCAUCAUCCGUUCAUGUACGUCUACGUUCGUUAAGUCAAAUAAAAGUAGCCUAUCGCAACGUUUUAAUUAUGAUUAUAAUCGGUUUAAUAUCUUGUUCUCACAUUAUUUUCUCCUAUGAUCUUCGAUCUAAAUGUGCUACUCUACCUGGCAUGUAUACUAUAUUUGAUGGUAUGUUCGUUGUAUUCUGGCUAGGAUUUAUUCCUCAUGGAAUGAUGUUAAUAUUUGCUUUUAUUACUCUAAUGAACAUAAGACGAGCGAGACAACAAAUGAUGAUAAGACCGACUAUGAAAACCAUGCAUAUUAAUCAAAAACAAUCUCAACAUAAUCAUAAAACAAAUGCACAAUUGCUUCUAAUGAUGCUAGUUCAAAUCGGUUUAAGUUCAUUGUUGAUAUUAACUCGAACGAUUUAUUAUGCAUUUUAUAUUGUUUGCCCAUUAUUUACUGGUGAUGCUAAAGCCUUAGGAUCAUUUCUAAUGUCAUUUACUACACUUCUCUAUUAUACAAAUUAUGUUAAAUCCUUUUAUAUUUAUACAUUAACAAGUCAAUUGUUUCGAUCGAUUUUUAUGCAAAGAAUCAAAGAGUGUAUUCCGAAAAUUUUCCAAUCAAAUACGCCGAUGCUUUACUGUAAUUCUCGUCGUAUCGAUUUUUAA